GGGGUCAAAAGUAAUCUCCUUUGAAAAAAGAAAAUGACUAAAUUACAUUUCAGUCGACAGAGGACCUUCGGAACCUUAAAAAUAAUAAAUAAAGAAAGAAAGAAAAAGAAAAUCUACCAAUCAAAACAACCAACAAACUAGUGAAGGCAAAGCUUCGCUUGUUUAGUUAUAAUUUUGUUGAGCGACGAAGCUUAGAUAUUCUUUUGUUUGUGCUUAUGAUGCGUCGCUCUGCUUGUGCAUCCAAAAAAACGGGUCAACCCAAUUCAACCAACCCGAUUUCCUGUUCUCCCUCCGAUCUCUUUCGCACCGCUUCAAGUAAGGCAUCUUCAAAAGAGAUGGAGCGGAUUGACAACCUAUUUUAUUCUUUUGCCAAUAGGUCUUCUGGUAUGAUUGACCCAGAAGGGAUUGAGAGUCUGUGUUCAGACAUGGAAGUUGAUCACACAGAUGUUAGGAUCUUGAUGCUUGCCUGGAAAAUGAAAGCCGAAAAACAAGGAUACUUUACCCUGGAGGAAUGGCGACGAGGAUUAAAAGCACUGAGGGUUGAUACUGUAAGUAAAUUAAGGAAAGCCCUCCCUGAGCUAGAAAAAGAGGUCAGGAGACCAUCAAACUUUGUGGAUUUCUAUUCCUAUUCAUUCUGCUAUUGCCUGACAGAGGAGAAACAAAAGAGUAUAGAUAUAGAAAGCAUAUGUCAAUUGUUGGAUCUUGUUUUAGGAUCCCAAUUCCGUGCACAGGUUGACUAUUUUAUUGAGUAUUUGAAGAUUCAGAGCGAUUAUAAGGUCAUAAACUUGGAUCAAUGGAUGGGCUUUUUUCGAUUCUGCAAUGAGAUAAGUUUCCCAGACCUUAGUAAUUAUGAUCCAGACCUCGCUUGGCCGUUGGUCCUGGACAAUUUUGUAGAAUGGAUGCAGGCGAAACAGAGCUAAUGUCUUAUUAGCUUUGGUCAACUUGAUUCUCAGCUGUAAACUCCAGUAUUAAAGCAGGAAUGUCCGAAUUGCAGAACCAUGCUAUCCAGCUGAUCUUUUAUAUCUUUUUACAUCAAAACAUGAAGGUCUUCUCCAAAACUUACCUUCCAAAAUUACUUUCUUUGUGUUACAAAUAUGCAGGAGACAAUCUUAAUAUGUUUAAUCGUAUUUCUGUCUUCAUAUUCAAAACUGUUGGAUUAUGAUGUUAUAUUAUGAACAAAAUUAUUUAUGAGAUUAAAGAGAUGUUAGGUCUAUCUGAUUUUUUUUUUUAUCCCAUUUAUAUAAAUUCAGCUACGUUUCCCAAGAAAGUAAUUUGUUUCUUGCAUAGAAUAUCUUGGUGGAACUAGCAACAAGCUAUUACAUGACAAAAUCUCCCUGCAAUUGGUUCCCCUGUCUCCUCAAUCUGUUGUGACAGGUAUUGGCUUCAUUGUAGGCGUGCAAGCUAAUGAUGCUAAACACCUGCAGCCGUUGAGGUUUGAGGAUGAUCCUUAAAGGAUGGAUUGUAGCAACAUUUUUCUGAUUAUCACAUCAUCCACUCAAAAAGUCGUUUGAUCAACCAAAUUGGUCAUAUUUCUUUCAUACAGCACUGUCAAGAUCAUCCUCAUUGUCUAAGGUAUAUAUAUAUAUAUAUAUCAUAAAACACUACUAUUUAUGUGCCUAUAUUGGACAACCAUCAGCAACCAGCAUUAUGAGUUAAAAAACUUCCUUAGGGCACUUCCGAACAAGCUUUUGGGCGUCGUGUUUGGUCAGUAUAGUGUGUACAUGAAGUGUACCUUUCCUGCUGUUUGCAUGUAUAGAAACAGCUCUGCCUGCCUCGCAUGCUCAUGCCUUGAUAAGAUUUAUGCUUGAUGGCAACAUAUCAUGCUUAUGAAAAGGACCUCAAAUUUGUCAUGGGUAAUCAAACUUGAGGUAACCCUUUUUGGCGCAUAUGAUUUGGAUUUUAACCAAAUGCAAAAAUAAUGCACAAAUUGGAUGCUUUUCCUUGUGCCCAUAUGUCUGCUUGUAUCCAUAUAUUUAAAGACAAGUGUGGUCAUCUCAAUAGGAGUAAGCUUUGAUGGUGUUCUUGUGCUGUAAAGUUUGCCAUUUGCUUCAGAUAACUGCUUGGUGCUCAAUUGAAAAGAAAGAGGACAUUUAUUUGUGGAGGA
Molecule: messenger RNA, 2104 nt
Organism: Gossypium arboreum
Lineage: Eukaryota; Viridiplantae; Streptophyta; Magnoliopsida; Malvales; Malvaceae
Exons: 10
Coding region: 216-920 (234 amino acids)
Biological process (GO): positive regulation of ubiquitin-protein transferase activity; protein neddylation
Cellular component (GO): ubiquitin ligase complex
Molecular function (GO): ubiquitin-like protein binding; ubiquitin conjugating enzyme binding; cullin family protein binding
Source: RefSeq, a predicted model, not a curated record